UUUAUAUUUUAUUCCGGGUAGUAUCCCUAUGUCUGCUUUAGAAUUUAGUAUUACUUUUAUCCAAUCAGAUUGGGUUUUACAGGCUUGUUGUGGCUCAUGGGAAAAUGAACCCGGAAUCAGAUGAUACAGGUCAUUCUGGUGGGGUCGCUGGGACUUCCGGUAUGACUCCCAGCACGAUCUCUGCUGCCACGCCCACUCAGGACAGAACGGCCGGUUUUCCCCUCACAGACUUUGUACAACAACUGGAGGAUUAUGUCCCCACAAUACCAGAUUCUGUAACUGCAUUUUACCUGAACCGUGCAGGUUUUGAAGCCUCGGAUCCGCGUGUAACACGACUCAUUUCAAUAGCAGCCCAGAAGUUUAUUUCCGAUAUUGCCAAUGAUGCCCUACAGCACUGUAAAAUGAAGGGAUCCGUUCAGUCGAAGAAUAAAGGAAAGGAUAAGAAACUAACGUUGUCAAUGGACGAUCUGACCCCAGCUUUAGCAGAAUACGGCAUCAACGUCAAAAAGCCAGCAUACUUCAUAUGAAUACUCUUGAGAUAUUGUGAUGAAUAAUUUAUAGAUAAUAGAGACAUUUUUCAUUUCAGUUCAUUUUCAUAUAAUAAUCAGUAAUCAUGUUUCAAAGGUUAUACUCAUAAUUUGUAUGCAGCCCAACAUAUCAAGAUUUCAUGAAAUAAAAUCUGGGUUGUUUGCUUUUCA
Molecule: messenger RNA, 698 nt
Organism: Ostrea edulis (European flat oyster)
Lineage: Eukaryota; Metazoa; Mollusca; Bivalvia; Ostreida; Ostreidae
Product: transcription initiation factor TFIID subunit 10-like
Exons: 5
Coding region: 105-527 (140 amino acids)
Biological process (GO): transcription initiation at RNA polymerase II promoter
Cellular component (GO): nucleus; SAGA complex; transcription factor TFIID complex
Molecular function (GO): promoter-specific chromatin binding; RNA polymerase II general transcription initiation factor activity
Source: RefSeq, a predicted model, not a curated record